AUGGCUGGUCUGAACGUGUCCCUGUCCUUCCUCUUCUCCACCGUGGCCCUCUGCGAGGCGGCCAGGAGGGCGUCCAAGGCCUUGCUCCCCGCAGGCGCCUACGGCAGCUUUGCCCGGGAGGCGGUGGGCGCGGCCCAGCUGGGGGCCUGCUGCCUGGAGCUGAGGGUGCUGGCGGAGCUCGGGCCCUGGGUCGGGGGCUUCGGGCCCGACCUGCUGCUGACCCUGCUCUUCCUGCUCUUCCUGGUGCACGGGGCCACCCUGGACGGGGCCUCGGCCAACCCCGCCGUGUCCCUGCAGGAGUUCCUCAUGGCCGAGGCGUCCCUGCCCAGCACGCUGCUGAAGCUGGUGGCCCAGGGGCUGGGGUUGCAGGUCGCCCGCACCCUGACCCACUUCUGCUGGGCCUGGGGGCUGAGCGACCUGCACCUGCUGCAGAGCCUCAUGGCCCCGGACUGCCGCUCGGCCCUGCGCACGUCCGUGCCGCACGGAGCGCUCGUGGAAGGCGCCUGCGCCUUCUGCUUCCACCUGCUACUCCUCCGCCUGCGGCACAGCCCUCCCGUCUACAGGGUGCCUGCCGUGGCCCUGCUGGUCGCCGUCACAGCCUACACAGCUGGGCCGGUCACGUCUGCCUUCUUCAACCCUGCCCUGGCCGCCGCUGUCACCUUCCGCUGCUCGGGGCACACGGUGCUGGAACAUGCGCAGGUGUACUGGCUGGGCCCUCUGACAGGGAUGGUUCUGGCCGUGCUGCUGUCCGAGGGCCGCCUGCCCCGCCUUUUCCGGAGGAACCUGCUCUACAGUCAGAAGAACAAGCACCGAAACCCCAGAGGGAAGCUGGCCCCAGGCCCUGGGGACACCCAGGCACCCGCAAAGGGGCGAAGCCGGCAGAGGACCAGCGCCAACGCAGCACACGCCUGUGACACCAGCUGCAUCGGGGACCCCAAGGCCACAGGUGCUCCGCAGGUUGGCUGGCCUGGGAGCCCUGCGGCGUGGCGGGAGGCCCAGACCUUUCGCUGCGGCUUCAGGGUGGCUGACCUGCUGGGCCGCGGCGGCCUGCGCCUCCCCUCGGCCUGCCCGGGCCAUCCCAUGGCCACCUGGGAGGGCCUGCCGGGCCUGGGACCAGGGCGGUGGGCAAAGGUGGCCCCUGACACACCACACCUGAGCCCAGGUACAGAAAGGCCCAGCAUGGGGAGUGUCCCCCUGUUCCACCCGUGCCACGCAGGGCUGGGCUGGGCUGAGGGGCCUCAGAACCAGCAGCCCAUGGACCAGCACCAGAUCUGCCUGAGAGGCUGCACCCGAGCCCUCCGCACCCGGUCCGUCACCCUGAAUCCCGACCUCCCCGCCAUCCCUGUCCCUAAACAGCCGUCUGCCCAGCAGCUGGGGGCGGGGCUGCACUGCCCAGCUGGGGUCCUGACCCCUCUCCUCCUGAUCCCUGCCCGGGACAGGCCCCACUGCCCGGGUGCUGUCUGA
Molecule: messenger RNA, 1464 nt
Organism: Propithecus coquereli (Coquerel's sifaka)
Lineage: Eukaryota; Metazoa; Chordata; Mammalia; Primates; Indriidae
Product: aquaporin-12B-like
Exons: 8
Coding region: 1-1464 (487 amino acids)
Biological process (GO): transmembrane transport
Cellular component (GO): cytoplasm; membrane
Molecular function (GO): channel activity
Source: RefSeq, a predicted model, not a curated record